Molecule: messenger RNA, 1779 nt
Organism: Molossus molossus (Pallas's mastiff bat)
Lineage: Eukaryota; Metazoa; Chordata; Mammalia; Chiroptera; Molossidae
Gene: SUSD4
Product: sushi domain containing 4
Exons: 9
Coding region: 180-1658 (492 amino acids)
Biological process (GO): negative regulation of complement activation, alternative pathway; negative regulation of complement activation, classical pathway
Source: RefSeq, a predicted model, not a curated record
GGGAGCGGGAGCCCGGCGCCGCCGCCAAGGCUUCCGUCUCUGGCUCGCGCAGCGGCGGCAGCAGAGGUCGCGCACAGAUGCGGGUGAGACCGGCGGGGGGAGGAGGCGGAGGAGGGAAGGAAGCUGCAUGCAUGAGACCCACAGACUCUUGCAAGCCGGAUGCCCUCUGUGGAUGAAAGAUGUAUUAUGGAAUGAACCCGAGCCAUGGAGAUGGAUUUCUAGAGCAGCAGCAGCAGCAGCAGCAGCAGCCUCAGUCCCCCCAGAGACUCUUGGCCGUGAUCCUGUGGUUUCAGCUGGCCCUGUGCUUCGGCCCUGCACAGCUCACAGGCGGGUUCGAUGACCUUCAGGUGUGUGCUGACCCGGGCGUCCCCGAGAAUGGCUUCCGGACGCCCACUGGAGGCGUUUUCUUUGAAAGCUCUGUCACCCGAUUUCAUUGCCAAGACGGAUUCAAGCUGAAGGGCUCUACAAAGAGACUGUGUAUGAAGCAUGUCAAUGGCACCCUAGGCUGGAUCCCAAGUGAUAAACCCAUCUGUGUGCAAGAAGAUUGCCGUAUCCCGCAGAUCGAAGAUGCUGAGAUUCAUAACAAGACCUACAGACACGGAGAUAAGCUCAUCAUCACUUGUCACGAAGGGUUCAAGAUCCGUUACCCCGACCUGUACAACUUGGCUUCGUUAUGUCGCGACGACGGGACGUGGGACAAUCUGCCCAUCUGUCAAGGCUGCCUGAGACCACUGGCCUCUUCCAACGGCUACGUGAACAUCUCCGAGUUCCAGACCUCCUUCCCGGUGGGCACGGUCAUCUCCUACCAUUGCUUUCCUGGGUUUAAACUCGAGGGCUCGGGGUACCUCGAGUGCUUGCACAGCCUGAUCUGGUCGUCCAGCCCACCCCGGUGCCUUGCUCUGGAAGUUUGCCCGUUACCUCCAGUGGUGAGUCACGGAGAUUUCAUCUGCCACCCGCGGCCUUGUGACCGCUACAACCACGGAACCGUGGUGGAGUUCUACUGCGACCCCGGCUACAGCCUCACCAGCGACUACAAGUACAUCACCUGCCAGUACGGGGAGUGGUUUCCUUCCUAUCAAGUCUACUGCAUCAAGUCAGCAGAGCAAACGUGGCCCAACACCCAUGAGACCCUCCUGACCACGUGGAAGAUCGUGGCAUUCACGGCGACCAGCGUGUUGCUGGUGCUGCUGCUCGUCAUCCUGGCCAGGAUGUUCCAGACCAAGUUCAAGGCCCACUUUCCCCCCAGGGGGCCUCCCAGGAGUUCCAGCAGCGACCCUGACUUCGUGGUGGUGGACGGUGUGCCUGUCAUGCUCCCGUCCUACGACGAGGCCGUGAGUGGCGGCUUGAGUGCCUUAGGCCCCGGGUACCUGGCCUCUGUGGGCCAGGGCUGCCCCUUACCCGUGGAUGACCAGAGCCCCCCAGCAUACCCCGGCUCCGGGGACACGGACACAGGCCCCGGGGAGUCAGAAACCUGUGACAGCGUCUCAGGCUCCUCCGAGCUGCUCCAGAGUCUAUAUGCAUCUCCCAUGUGCCAAGCAGGCACCCGCCCCGCUCCCGACAACCCUGACACAGUUGCCAGCACCGCGGGGGAGGUAGCAUCCACCAGCCCAGGCAUCGACAUUGCAGAUGAGAUCCCACUGAUGGAAGAGGAUCCGUAGCCAGGCCAAGUCCCGAUGCUUCUACUACCCCUUCGGGAACGGAACCUUGCGCCUUGGAGUGAGGCCACAGAAGGACAAGCGUGGGGAUGGUGUCGUGUGCUCAUUUGUCUACACAGGGACA